UUCUUUUUACACCACCACUAAAAUUAAACACGCGCCCUUCAUCUUCAGAAACCCACACCCUUCAAUCUUCAGAAACCUCACCACCACCUUCGCCGUUUUCACGCCUUCACCUUUGCUCACCACCACUCACCUUCACUCACCACUACUCACUGGCGCCCUUCUCCUUCGUUCAUCUUCGCUCACCACUCACUGUCGCCGGUCCUCAUCUUCUUCAUCUUCACCUUUGAUGCCCUGUAUGCCGCGUACCUCGACUGUAGCGCCGCUACCAGCGAUGUUGUUAGCAGGAUGAUUCUCCCUCUGACACCGCGCUUCACUCUAUUCGUUGCCUCUACAAGAACGCGCCCGGAGUGUUCACGCUACUCACCAUCGUGACCUUUGUCUCACUAUGUAUCCUCUCUGAAUCUCUACAUCUAGAAUGGAGAUGCCUCAGGGGUUUAGGGGUUUUGAGAUGUUCGUCACUUCGUUCAUCCGUUCCAUGCGGCAUCAUCCGUUCCAUUACGUUCAUUACACAGAGUUUAAUAGAAGGCUUGAUGAGUGGGUGAAGCUCGAACAACUUGAUCUUGAGUCAGUAGAGGCUGUUGUUGAUGAGAAAGUGGAGGAAAAGGGGGCAACAGGCUUGAAGAUGACACGCCACCAGAAGAGGAAGAUUGAUGAGACAUAUGUAGAGGGCCACGAGGAGCUUGAUGCUGCCAGUUUGCGAGAACACGAAGAAUUUACCAAAGUAAAAAAUAUAGCUACUAUUGAAUUUGGAAGAUAUGAGAUUGAGACAUGGUACUUCUCCCCCUUCCCACCAGAAUACAAUGACUGUUUGAAGCUGUACUUUUGUGAGUUUUGCCUCAAUUUCAUGAAACGGAAAGAACAACUUCAGAGGCAUAUGAGAAAAUGUGAUCUUAAGCAUCCCCCUGGUGAUGAAAAAUAUACAGAAGUGGUACCCUGUCAAUGUUUGAGGAUAAUAUUGAGGAUGAUGAUAAUGAAGAUUAAGUUGAUUAUUAUUGUGAUUUAUUGGCUAAGAUAGAGUAGUGUUGGGAAUAGAUACACGUAUAGUUGACUAAUGACUUUUAUUAGAAGAUACUUAUGUAGGAUAUAAUAUUUAGUUUUUAUAGAGUAUUAGUAGUAAAUUCUAAGUGAUAUCAUAGUUAUUUUGAUAUGGCUAUGUUUAUUUUAAUAUGAGAUGUAUGAAUAUUUAAAAUUAAUAUUAUUCUAGUACUUUUGG
This is a messenger RNA of Arachis stenosperma, 1213 nucleotides long. Its product is annotated as histone acetyltransferase of the MYST family 1-like. NCBI's taxonomy places the organism in Eukaryota, Viridiplantae, Streptophyta, Magnoliopsida, Fabales, Fabaceae. The transcript has 7 exons. Gene Ontology annotation, molecular function: histone acetyltransferase activity. The coding region runs from base 416 to 1015 and encodes 199 amino acids. Gene Ontology annotation, biological process: regulation of DNA-templated transcription. The record is from RefSeq and is a predicted model, not a curated record.